Messenger RNA from Acytostelium subglobosum LB1, 1545 nucleotides. RefSeq lists its product as hypothetical. The transcript has a single exon. The coding region runs from base 1 to 1545 and encodes 514 amino acids. Lineage: Eukaryota; Evosea; Eumycetozoa; Acytosteliales; Acytosteliaceae. The record is from RefSeq and is a predicted model, not a curated record.
AUGGCCUACAAAGUGGAUGAGAAUGAUCUGAUUGGCCAGAUCGUUCAAUUCUUUGCCGAGCCCGAGGUUGGAGGAUGCUUCCCAUAUGUGUGCCAGGAGAAUACAUUCGUCACUCAUGCACCAUACAUGGCCACCAACAAGGGCAAUGCAUACUUGGAGGUGUGGCAGGCAAAUGAGAAUGGAGUGGAGCAGUGGAGAGAGAGGGACCUUGCAAAGUGGUGGAAGGGUGAUCCGACCAAGAAGUACACAUUUGGAAGGUUUGAUCGUCAUCCAAUCAAGAUCAUUGUGCCAAAGGAUGCUACUCACGUGUGGCAGGACGAGUUUAUCCAACCAUUGACUCAAGGUAUUGCAAAGAUCACUGGCUCAGCUGACCUCACCAAGUACUCGAUCAAGACUCCACUCCAAGGUAUUGUCCGGAUCAGCGAUGGCAAGGUCAUCAUCCAGUUUGAAGAUAUCAAUCAGGAGAUCAUCCUUGGAGAGCGUGGUCCCAAGGUCACACCAUGGCCCAUCCAUGCACUUGCCAAUCGUGUCUUGAUUUCUGGUGCCAUUGAGAAUUUGGAGACCAGUCCCAUCCCAGAGGUCGCAGUGUUCCAGCAGGAGUUGGCAAAGUACAAGGACAGUUGUGCGCAGGUCGUCCAAGCCAAAGUAUGGGCCAUCUGGACUUUUGAGCGUGUCGUUGAGAUGUACACUCCCAUUCGUUCAGGUAUGGUAACUGAGAACAGUCCAUUCAUCGUCUACAAGAUUGAUUACUCCCAGGUCUACCGUCCAAAGGCCAACAAGGUGAUGGAGAAUUUGUCCAAGGGCAGUGGCUUCCCGAUUAUCACCGGCAACACUCAUUGGGACGCACUGUGUGAGUCCAUGAAGCUCAAGGGUGUGAGCACAUCACCAAUGCCCGUGGCCAACAGCAUUCAAUACAGCCGAUUCUUCUGGGGCAAGAGCAUGGGAACUGCAAUGGGCCACAUUGACAACCUGUUCCUCUAUGACUAUGGUGGCGAUUGGACGAUGCCAGCCAUCCGCAAGUGGAUCCUGGGAAUGGGACAGCGCAUUGCUGAGGUGCAUGCCGCGGGGGAGGACUGUAUCAAGACGUGCUUCGAAGCCUGCUGCAUCAGCUAUGAGUAUGUGCGUGCCAAGAAGCGAUAUGAGGACAACAUGCGUCGCUCAGGUGUGCAUCUGAUCAACGGAUGCGCAUGGAAGGAUCUGGCCCAGACGCUCCAUUACCGUGCCCUCGACGCAGUGUGCCUCAAGGCGACGACCAACUCAAGCAUGGAUGAUGAGGCCUACCUGGCAAUUGGAUUCGCCUCGGUGAUCCACGACCUUCCUGACUAUGGCUAUGAUCUGAGUGUUGCGACUGCUCCAACAUUCUCUUCACACUUGGCGCCCGCGAUGGACAGUACUCGGGCAUCGAGUACGCCUUCUCCAUCACUUUGGCGGGUGUCCAAUAUGUUGCCGAUGUGCACAGGUACAAUGUCAGUGGUAUCACACUUCUCUCCACCAACUUUUGGCAGCUCUGCAAUGGUCGUCACCGUAUCCUCAACGCUGCAAUGA